AUGGUCUCAACACGCAGACACCCCUCCGAAUUCCCCGAAACUCCCAGCCGUACACCCACAAUCCCCUCUCGCAAUCCUGCCCGCAAAGGACAAUGGGCUCAUACUCCCUCCAACCUCACUAUCAUUUGGCUGUUCAUCUCUCUCCCACUCGUAGCAUGGGAUGCUGGAUAUGUUAUGCUUCGACCUCUUUCUAUGCCUGGAGGAUCGCUCCAUUGGCCAGUCUGGGCUCCAUAUGAAUUAUAUGGAAAGGUCGAUUAUAUAUAUGGAUGGAAGGCUUUCAAUGAACACAAUGGAUUUACGAUGGCGCAGACCUUUUUGAAUAUUAUCGAGAGUGCGAUGUAUUAUUACUAUUUGUAUAUUUUAUAUGCGUAUGGGAAAUCAUCGCCGGCUCAGGGAAGAGGUGCUCCUAAGAAUUCGGGGGUGCUUGGGGAACAGAGAUCUGUGGAUGGGAAGAUGGGGGCUUUGGCCGUUUUGGUGGGUUAUAGUGCUGCGGUUAUGACAGUCAGUAAGACGGUGUUGUACUGGAUGAACGAAUACUACUCGGGAUUUGAGAAUAUUGGUCACAAUAGUAUUCGGGACUUGAUUUUCUUAUGGAUCAUUCCAAACGGUGCUUGGAUAGCUGUCCCUUCAUACAUCAUAUAUGUCACUGGAAGUGAAAUUCUUCAAGGUUUGACAAUAGCUGCUGGCGGAGCUACGGCUUCGAAUGACGAUGUUUCUUUGGCAAAGAAUGAGUAA
This is a messenger RNA of Botrytis byssoidea, 735 nucleotides long. RefSeq lists its product as uncharacterized. NCBI's taxonomy places the organism in Eukaryota, Fungi, Ascomycota, Leotiomycetes, Helotiales, Sclerotiniaceae. Bases 1 to 735 code for a protein of 244 amino acids. The record is from RefSeq and is a predicted model, not a curated record. The transcript has 3 exons.